UGCUGUUCUCUUGCAGAUUACAGAAGAAAAGUCUAAACAUCCUUCGAGCAGCGUGUUAUUAAAUGUUUGUUUAUUUGUGGAUGACAGACAUUUUACCAAAAAUCGGACUGAGUGUAUUACCGAAAUUGUUUUAGUUUUUACGUUUUUUUUCUGAAUGCAACACUUUUAUCACACGUAUUCUGGAGCAACUAUAUGCAUGAUCGCUGAUAUUUUAUAAACGAGAAGCUGCUCUUUUUAUUAAAGGUUGUUGCAUAUAUUUUGGCUUCUUCGGUAUGGCCACUCUGACGAGGCAGGACCUUAAUUUUGGCCAAGUUGCUGCUGACAUUCUGUGUGAGUUUUUGGAAGUGGCCAUUCACCUCAUCCUAUAUGUCAGAGAGAUUUAUCCAUCUGGUAUUUUUCAGAAAAGGAAGAAAUACAGCGUUCCUGUGCAGGAUUUUCCAUGGAUUGUAGCAGAUGAGCAGGAUGUUCACAUGGAAGAGGCAAAACUCAUUCCCCUAAAAACGAUGACUUCUGAUAUUCUCAAGAUGCAGCUCUAUGUAGAAGAAAGAACACAGAAAACUUGAUGCUCUGCAAACACAUGAAAGCAGCUGCAGGUGUUUACCAAAGGAAGCAGGAACUUUUAUUAAGUUAA
Sinocyclocheilus grahami is the source of this 631-nucleotide messenger RNA. Its product is annotated as mitotic spindle assembly checkpoint protein MAD2B-like. Gene Ontology annotation, cellular component: zeta DNA polymerase complex. The record is from RefSeq and is a predicted model, not a curated record. Lineage: Eukaryota; Metazoa; Chordata; Actinopteri; Cypriniformes; Cyprinidae. The transcript has 5 exons. The coding region runs from base 273 to 563 and encodes 96 amino acids.